CAGAGUCUGACAGGCUGAAAGCCAACAUGAUGGAGAACGAGGAUUACACACUCCUGCACAGUGAGGCCUGGGACAAGCUGCUCAGCUGGUACGGCCAAACACAGGGGCAGCAGCCAAUCGAGCGCAAGCUGUUGUCUGUCUUUCUCUCCAGGUUAUUAGACUGUCUAGUCUGAAGGUGGAGGUCUAUCCUGUCGAGCUGGCUCUGUGUCAGUACAGCAACAUGGAUGAACUUGUGACUGUCUCGUUCAGCAGGGCUGAUACUAUUGACAAGAUUCACAAGGAGAUGCGGAGGAUGUUCCAGGUGCCGCCGGAGGAAGAAAGCCGCCUGUGGAUGAGGAACUCGGACAGCUCGUGUGAAAGGCUGAGGAACCCCCAGAGUAACGUCAACAGCUCGUGCCUCUGCUCGGGACAGACUCUGAUCAUGGAAUCACGCAAUGAGGACGGGACCUGGCCGACAGUGAGACCCCAUGUCACGCGAAACUUGCUGGAUGGACAGGGUUCGUACUAUCAGGGCCAGCCUGGUGUUUGUGGCUUGAGUAACCUUGGGAACACCUGCUUCAUGAAUUCUGCCCUCCAGUGUCUCAGUAGUACACCUCCCCUGACGGACUAUUUCCUCACUAACGGCUAUGUCGAGGAAUUAAACCUGGAUAAUCCUCUGGGGAUGCAGGGGGAGAUUGCGGAAGCUUACGCUGAUAUCAUCAAGCAGAUCUGGUCAGGCCGUCAUUACACAGUCAUCCCUCGAAUGUUCAAGACCCGAGUGGGACAUUUUGCCCCCCAGUUCUCAGGUUAUCAGCCUCACGACUCGCAGGAGUUGCUGGCGUUUCUGCUCGAUGGACUGCACGAGGACCUGAACCGAGUGAGGAGGAAAGAGUACGUGGAGCUGAAGGACGCAGACGGGAGGGAGGAUGAGGUCGUCGCUGUGGAAGCCUGGACCAAUCACAGGAGGAGAAAUGACUCCAUCAUCGUUGACAUCUUCCAUGGCCUCUUCAAGUCCACGUUGGUGUGUCCGCAGUGUCGCAAGAUCUCGGUGACGUUUGACCCUUUCUGCUACCUCAGUGCCCCCCUGCCCGUCAGCCCUGAGAGGGUGCUCGAGAUCUUCCUGGUACCCAUGGACCCGCAAUCCAAACCCAUCCAGCACAGAGUGGUCGUUCCAAAGACAGGGAAACUCUGGGAUCUUUACCUCGCACUGUCGAAGCUGUCGGGAAUCCCUCCGGACAAGUUACUGGCAGCCGAUGUCUUCAAUCAUCGUUUCUACAAACUCUUUCAGCGCCAAGAUUUGCUCAGCUCCAUUCUGGACCGGGACGAUAUCUUCGUUUUUGAGGUGACGAGCAACAUGGAGGAUGAGGACGACAGUGACGAUGUGAUCCUGCCCAUCUAUUUCAGGGAGAAGAUGAGUUACCGAGAUUACAGCACCUCCACAUAUAUGUUUGGUCAUCCACUACUGGUAUCAGUCCCAAGGUCCCACCUAUCCUGGGAAGCUUUGUAUGAGCUUCUCCUCGAGCGACUCGCACGGUAUGUGUCACGCCCCACAUCAGAAGACGAGGAGGAGGAAGAGGAGAAUGACGAGGAAGACGAAGAAGACGCAAAGGAGGAUGGAGAACAAGAGACAUACCAACAGCAGACAAACGGACUGGGUGAAGGUGAUGAAGGGGUUAUUAACUCACCGACACCCACGCCAGCCCGUGACCCCGAUGCGACCCCCGAACCUGACGGCAGUGACCGUGGUGCCUGUCCGGGAGGAGCGGACAGGGUCUCGACCCCGGAGCCAAGAGGGGGGCGCUUGGAGCCAGAGGGGGAGUGUGAGGUGGGCAGCCCCUCCCCAGAGAAGAGGCCCUUAAAGAAGCGCAAAGCCCGGGGGUCCCGAAGACCCCUCUUCACUUUCCAGAAUGUCAAUGCUAAUGGGGUGACCGAGCGAGGGGCACAGGACAGGAGCAAAGUCAACUUCAACCCUCAACUGUACAUCGCCCUGGACUGGGACAGUGACAUGAAGAAGCGGUACUACAACGAGAUUGAGGCUGAGAAGUACGUGAAGGAUCGCAGCAUGGGGGUGAUGCCCGCCAAAGCCUCGGUGACCUUGACCGAGUGCAUCGAUCUGUUUACAACGAAGGAGACACUGGAGGAGCAAAACCCCUGGUACUGCCCAGCCUGUAAGGAGCACCAACUGGCCACCAAGAAGUUUGACCUGUGGUCACUGCCCGAGGUCCUGAUCAUCCACCUCAAGCGUUUCUCGUACACCCGGCUCUGGAAGGAGAAGCUGGACACUCUGGUCGAGUUCCCGCUCAAGGACCUGGAUCUCUCCGAUUUCCUUAUCAAUCCCAAGGCUAAAAACUCCAAAUACGACCUGAUUGCUGUUUCGAAUCACUAUGGAGGACUUCGAGAUGGACACUAUACGACAAUUGCCAGGAACAAAGAUGACGGUCAGUGGUAUUACUUUGACGAUAGUAAGGUGACAUUUGCAUCGAUGGACCAUAUCGUGAGCAGCGCUGCCUACGUGCUGUUCUACCAGCUACAGGAGAAGAUCAACCAGCCUGCAGAGCCAGUCGCCUGUCCGAGCUGCAGCCCCCAGGAUGAGAAGCCAGCUCCACCAGCCGACGAGGAGACGAUGGAUCUGGACUGACCGACUCCUCCCUCGGGACUGGAAACGUCCCGCUCUCGUAUCUCUUUCCCACCCCCCCCACCGACCCACCAUCGGUAACCAGAGCGAGACCCUCCCACCUGCCCC
Carcharodon carcharias (great white shark) is the source of this 2722-nucleotide messenger RNA. RefSeq names its product ubiquitin specific peptidase 11 (gene usp11). Gene Ontology annotation, molecular function: cysteine-type deubiquitinase activity. Gene Ontology annotation, biological process: protein deubiquitination. Bases 221 to 2617 code for a protein of 798 amino acids. NCBI's taxonomy places the organism in Eukaryota, Metazoa, Chordata, Chondrichthyes, Lamniformes, Lamnidae. The transcript is spliced from 19 exons. The record is from RefSeq and is a predicted model, not a curated record.